GAUGUGCAAUGCGCAUUUCCGUUUACUUACCGGCUUCUAAUUCCGAGUAUAGUUUUAAAAUUUCAAUAACUCGGAAAAUCCUAAUACGAAGAAUUUGCACAAAAGCUUUUUGAUAGAUCAAUACAAUCACCAAAUCGAUGCAAAAUGGAUACGCGCUCAAAAGUACGGUGUUUUCAAAAUAAUUUUUCAAUCGAUAAUAUUUUAUCGAAGCCAAAUACUAUCAAGUGUAAUGAAUAUUUGGAAACAUUAAGUGAUUCGAAUCCGAAUUCAUCGAAAAUUGUGAAGCAGCCUUUGAGUGUGAAAAACCUACAAAUUGAAUGUGACAACAAUCUUGAAGUUAAAUCAAAUAUAGAUUUAUCGCCAUCAAGUCCAACUUCUAGUUAUGCGGGAGACGUACUUGAGGAUUCGAAAAGUGAUGCUGCUUCCGAAGAUGGCAACAGCAGCAAUGACGACCGCAAGAAGCGACCACGGACUGCUUUUUCAGCUUCCCAAAUAAAAUCCUUGGAAACGGAAUUUGAGCGAGGUAAAUACCUCUCUGUUGCAAAAAGGACUGCACUGGCAAAGCAAUUACAUUUGACCGAAACACAGAUAAAAAUCUGGUUUCAAAAUCGACGCACCAAAUGGAAACGGAAAUAUACUGCUGACGUUGAAUCGCUUGCAUCACAUUACUAUGCUCAAUUAGGUAUCGGCGGCUUAGCUCGCCCAAUGGUUGUUGGGGAUCGUCUAUGGCUUUUCAGUCAAACACCCACGGGACCUACACCGUUUCAGUCCAUUAUGUUGAAUGGCAAUGUAGCAUCGCAAAUGGCUGCCCCAAUGCGCCCUUACAAUGGCAAUUUAUCCUCAACCACAUCUACUACUACUCCACGUUCCACUUUAAUGCCACCAUUGCCAGUAAUUGAAAGUGCACGAAAUGCCAUUCUAGCACGAGGUCAACCGCUAAACUUCGCCCUACCCUUCACCUUGGCAGGCCCAUCUACCGGAAAUACUAAUUGCAACGCUACUACACAAAUAGUGCCUUCCGCAAAACCCUACAGAACAUCAGGUGACUUUGUAGAACGUUUUGUGGAAUAUAAUAGCCUUCCCAUGACGGCAGCGCUGAUCAAUGGCAACACAUAUUGCCGGAAUGACAAUCCUUUGGCUAAUGCCGUACCAAAUGACACUUAUUUAGCACUAAAAUACGGAACUAUGCCCCUAGAAGGAGACACAUCCACCUCAAACGGUUUGGCAGAGCUCGAACGAGUUUUCGGAGACACCAAUGCUAACUUCCUGCAGAAGAAAAUCAAUAGUACCAAUAUGAGUGAGUGCGACAAAAGGGAUUCAUCAAGCAAUCCGAGAAAUCACCUGGUGUCAUCCAGAUCCGACUCAGAUUGCAGCGAUAUAGAUUGUGAACAAAUUGAUGAGCCCGACGAGGUUUAAGGCUGUUAGGACGAAUUCUUCGAGACAAUUGCGAGAACUUACAAAGUGGAGAUAUUCAAUUAUUUUGGCUGAUACCUAAAAUACACAA
Ceratitis capitata (Mediterranean fruit fly) is the source of this 1504-nucleotide messenger RNA. RefSeq names its product homeobox protein B-H2 (gene lms). Lineage: Eukaryota; Metazoa; Arthropoda; Insecta; Diptera; Tephritidae. Gene Ontology annotation, molecular function: DNA binding; DNA-binding transcription factor activity, RNA polymerase II-specific. Gene Ontology annotation, biological process: neuron differentiation; regulation of DNA-templated transcription; central nervous system development. The record is from RefSeq and is a predicted model, not a curated record. The coding region runs from base 145 to 1416 and encodes 423 amino acids. The transcript is spliced from 3 exons.